Messenger RNA from Jaminaea rosea, 4360 nucleotides. RefSeq lists its product as hypothetical. Gene Ontology annotation, cellular component: membrane. Gene Ontology annotation, molecular function: ABC-type transporter activity; ATP binding; ATP hydrolysis activity. NCBI's taxonomy places the organism in Eukaryota, Fungi, Basidiomycota, Exobasidiomycetes, Microstromatales. The record is from RefSeq and is a predicted model, not a curated record. The coding region runs from base 99 to 4178 and encodes 1359 amino acids. The transcript is spliced from 3 exons. Gene Ontology annotation, biological process: transmembrane transport.
UGCGCGAGAAGGGAAGCUGUCGGCUUAUCAAUGCUACAUAGGAUCAUCGCGAGCCGUCUUGACGUCUGCCUUGAUGUUUCUCUUCAAGGUCUUUUGUCAUGGCACUUACCACGCAAUCGCCCUUGUGCGCCAAUGACGCCUCGUGGGGUCCAAUCAGUGACUGCCGCCACAUCGACUUGACGCUUCUCUUCCAACACAUUGUCCUCUCGGCCUUUGGCAGCGUCGCCUUUAUCCUCACCGCUGUCAUCACCCUCUGGCGAUGGCUGAUCAGCCCUCGCGAGAAGGCUGCUGGCUUACUUCCACAUCGCAAUCUCAAUGCUAAGAUCGCUCUGGCUUGUGCUCUCCUCGCUGCACGGCUAAGUGUCCUAGGCGUCCUCGACCAUGCUAGUGGCUCGAGAUGGCCAGCUACGGCCGUCGCCGCCACCUCUGCCCUCGCAUUGUCGGCUUCGCUCCUCCUCAUCCCUACUCUUGCGGUGCUUCAUGGCCACAAGUCGGCGGCCUGUCCACGCACUCGUCUGAUCCUCUAUUACGCAUUCCAAUGCUCUGCCUCUGUCGCUACCAUCCGCAGCCUGCGAGCUACCGGGACGUAUGCCUACGCCCUCAUCGCAGUCGCCUUCAUCACGGCGCUCCUCCUGCUUCUGGAGAUCAUCCCGCGAUCAGCAUUCCACCCGGAAUCAGAGCAAGACCUCGGCCUCGUCUGGGGAUCGCUCCUUGCCUGGACCUCGCCUCUCCUUAUCGCUGGCCUCCGUCGUCCACUCGUAGAGGCCGAUCUCUUGGCCCUUGAUGCAAAUCUCGAUGCUCAUUUCAAAGGCGCGACGCUCCUCAAGUCGCCUUCCCUCGGUAUCGACAAUAGAGGCACUCGGCUGAUUUGGGCCUUCACAUCCACCUUUCCCGCCGUCACGCUAGCGCCCGUGAUUCCGCGUAUCAUCCUCAUGUGCCUUCAGCUGCUACAGCCCAUCAUAAUCGAGCGCCUCGUCGACUUUGUAUCUCGCCAAGACGUCUCUGACGCCGACAGGUGGUCUCUCGUAGGCGGCAUCUCUCUCCUGUAUCUCGGCAUCGCUCUGACUGGCAGCGUCUACUGGGGUCUCGUCUUCAAAGCCACUCUCGCCUUUCGCUCCGCUAUGGUACCCGCCAUCUUUCGCUCAAUGCUCGUGACGUCCAGCUCAGCAGGCUCAGAUGCAGCUACUCUGAUGAGCGUCGACAUGGAGCGCAUCACCAUGGCUUUGCAGGAGGUGCACGAGAUAUGGAUCGCCUUCCCGACGAUUGCCAUUGGCUCGUACAUGCUCUACGAGAGAUUGGGCGUCGCCUUCUUGUCCUGCCUCGGAACCGUCAUCACCCUCGUCUGUUGUGCAGUCCUCCUGAGUAUGGGUCUACCAGCGCUUCAAAAGUCGCUCCUUCAAGCUACUGAGCGUCGCGCUACACGGACCUCUCGCCUCUUUGCCCAGCUCAAGACGAUUGUCCUGUCCUCUUACCAAAGUCACUUCGCCUCAGCAAUCGCAGAGAUACGGUGUCAGGAGGUCUCCGCCCUUGUCGCCUUCAUGCAGCGCGUCACAGCCGUAUCGAUGCUGGCCACCAGCACUACCAAUUUUGCCGUUGUGGUCGUCCUCGCCGUCGCCUGGUCCCUCUCGCAACACGACGCGGGUAGACACCUCAUUCUCUCGCCGGCCGUAGUCUUCUCCUCACUCAGCGUGAUCACCAUCAUCGAGGCGCCCAUCGUAGCUAUUGGCCAGAAGCUUGGUACCCUCUUCGCCGCUACCGCCAGCUUUGGCCGCAUACAGACUUAUCUUCACCAGGCAGCACACACCGAUUCAUGGUCAGUAGAGCCGGACGAGAGCAUUCAGCUUCUACUCCAAGCGCUACAGCGCCAGCUACAGCUGGGCACUGGUGUGCUGCGUCUGAUCGGCUCGGCGGGCACGGGCAAGAGUACAGCUCUACGGAAGACAUUGCACAGCCUCCAGCAAAGCACGGGCGUUAUGGUAGGCUACGUGCCCCAGGGCGGCAGCCUGUACGAGUCGCUAUCGGUCAGAGACAACAUCGUCUUAUGCUCGGGUACCCCUCUCGAUAGCGGCCGUCUAGACGCCUGCCUCGUAUUUUGCUGCUUCGACGAGGAUCUCGCAAGGAUGCCAGAUGGGCUUGAGACACAAGCCUCUCAGCUGAGCGGAGGGCAACGACAACGUGUGGCCACCAUGCGAGCUUUGUACUCGCACAGUCCGCUCCUGGCCUUGGACGACUCAUUGUCUGCCUUGGACGUGACCACGGCGUCUACGAUUCGGCAGCAUCUGAUGAGCGGCGUGGGACUGAUGGCGAGGCGUCUUCUUAUUUUCGUCUCGCACGACCUGGACAAUUGGGAUGCUCGACGCGCGGCUUCCGUCUACGAAUGCGUGUGGACAGAGAAGGAUGGGUACGCGCUGCGACAGAGGGAGUCGAGCACGAUCACGGUCGACGAGGACUUGCCAAGUAUAGAUGGUUCAAUCCCGAACCAGAACCGCUGGCACGCAGCCGUCAAGCAGCCUCGCGCCACAGAGGACAUUCACAGCGAUCGUCUCGGAUGGGCACCGUAUCGCUUUUACCUGGCCUCUGCUUACCUGCCCUGGCUCGCUCUCUGCAUUGUUACAGCCGCCAUAGGCAUGGGUGGCUUCUACAUAGUCAAGAUCGUGGUUCAGCAAUGGGUUCGUCGAGGCACUCCGGACGGCAAGCUGCCAGACGGUCCCUUCUGGCUUGCCAUGCUCAGUGCCUCGACGCUAGCCUCCGCCUUCAUCCUAUGUGCCUCGUCUUUCAUCAAUGUCAGCGCAAUCCUCCCCUCUUUCAGCCGCAAGAUCCACGAGCGAGCCCUCCGCGGCGUUUUCGCCAAGACGGCCUUUAGCGGCUCGCAACUUACCAACCGCUUCACGCAAGACAUUGCCGUCGUAGACCUCGACUUCCCCAAGGCUUUCCAUACCACUUUCGCGUUCAUCAUCGCGCUGGGUGGCAUCGUGGCCACAUUCAUCGCAGCAGUGCCCCUAAUGGCCGUCUUUCUCCCCUUCAUCGGCGCAUGCUACUGGCUGCUGCAGCGCGUCUACACCCGCGCGUCUCGCCAAAUCAGGUCCAUGGAGCUCGAGUCCAAGACGAGCCUCUUUGCCAUCUUUCGGGACGCCAGCGAGGCCAGAGAGGUCGUCCACUUUCUCCGGGGCCAGCCGUCCUUUCAGCGACGUUGCGAUGAUGCCGUCAAUCAGACGCAGCGCGCCUUCUAUACUCGCUUGACGACGCUACGUUUCCUCGUUUUUGCCCUCUAUGCCCUUACCUGGAUUGCAGUCAGCAUCAUGGCUGCCCUUGCCGUUGCGCUGCGGCACAAGGUCUCGCCAACCUUGCUCGGUGUAGCGAUGAAUAGCGUCACUGUGCUUGCACAGACGCUCGAGUGGUGCGCCAAGUCCUUUGCUAUGCUUGAAACGGCGGCUGUUGCGGUCAACCGCUUGCGAGAGCUGGUGACGAUAGAGGAGGAGCGUGUAGCCGAAGCCAACAGCAAGCUUCUGCUUUCAUCAACGGGUUGCGUGGCCCUCGAGCUCAGUGACAUAUCUGCAAAGCGCAUCGCCGACGGUCCCGGCGUCCUGGAGCAGAUCAACCUUUCCAUUCGUCAAGGCGAAAGGGUAGCGAUCACUGGUCGUACGGGCUCGGGCAAGUCGACAUUGAUCACUGCUAUUCUUCGCGCCUUUGAUGACGAGUCGCUCAUCGAAGGUGAGGUCAAGCUUGGUGGGCAGAGCUGGAGCGAAGUCUCUGCCGACAAAUGGCGCGAAUCCUUCUCGUACGUAGCCCAGGAGCCUCUCGUGUGGGAAGCAUCCGUGAGGGAGCUGCUUACUGUGGGAAGCGAAGAUCAUCUUGAAGCAACGCUUUGGGAAGCGCUGGAGAUCGUUGGCCUGGCCGAGCGCGUACGGGCUAGCGCAGCCGGCAUCGAAGCGCAAGUGGUCGGCGCUGACGAUGCGCAAGGCCCAGAGGCUUGUCUGCGAUUCUCUUGUGGCAAGCUGCAGCUGCUCGCCUUCGCAAGAGCGAUCCUCGAGAUUGACCGACCCUUCAUGCUCCUGGACGAAACCGACUCUCGCCUCGAUGUCGGGGCGAGGCCAAGAUACUCGAGGCUAUCAAAAACUGUCCGCUGCUUCGAGAUAGGACAAUCAUCGCAGUGUCCCACCGAACCGGUACGUUUGUGAGAAGUCAUCGCCAUCACGCGGCUAUGAGCUAAUCGGUCGUCUUCCUCGCGUGGUUCCGCAGAUCUCGAUCGGCAUUAUGGACGAGUCGUCACCUUGAGUCGUGGGCGUAUCAUCGCGUAUGUGUCCCAGGACGAUGGUGCCCACGCUCAAUGAGUGCUCAAUUUCACGUCAUCGACAAUUGA